AUGUCUACCGCGAAUAAUAUUAAUUUUAAUAGAAAAUACACUAUUUUCGCUAAUUCAGACUAUAGUACCGCAUAUAAUGCUUAUCGUCCAGUAUAUUCAUCCAGUCUCUACUCAAAAAUUUACGCUUACCAUUCUUCACAUUCCUCAUCAUUUUCCACCGCAUUAGAUGUUGCAACUGGUACUGUUUCAUCGCCAAAGAACUAUCAAAGACUUUUCAACAAGUCCGAAGACCUUUCCCAAUUUCAAGAUUCGACAUUUGACUUAGUGACUGUGGGCCAAGCAGUUCACUGGUUUGAUAAUAGAGAAAAGUUUUUUAAAGAGGCCUGGAGAAUUUUGAAACCGAGAGGAACAUUAGCUAUGUGGGGGUAUACGUACCAUGUUAUCGAUGGAUAUCCAGAUGCCACAAAAAAAUUCUUAAAACUUGGGUUAGAAAUAUUACGUGACUAUCGGGACCCUGUGAUGUUAGUUAUAUAUAAUAUGUAUAGAGAUAUUAUAAUUCCUGAUAGAUUGUUCAGAAAUAUCAUUUGGGAAAGGUGUGAACUUAAUGAGAAGGAAGGGAAAAUGAGUAAUAGUGAAAGCUUUUUAAAUGAAGAAUGGAGUGUUGAACGAACAUGGAGUUCUUAUAAGAGUUAUAUGUCCAAGUACCGAAAAGAAAACCAGAACUUAGAAGAUCCAAUUUACAGGCUGUUUGAGGAGCUUAUGGAAGAGGAAGGAUGGAAAGAUGAUCAGAUUUUAAAACUUUCUUGGCCCUUUGUUCUUGUCUUGGCUGAAAAAAAAUAA
Messenger RNA from Racocetra persica, 780 nucleotides. Lineage: Eukaryota; Fungi; Glomeromycota; Glomeromycetes; Diversisporales; Gigasporaceae. The record is from the annotation of a GenBank genome assembly.